Molecule: messenger RNA, 2038 nt
Organism: Callorhinchus milii (elephant shark)
Lineage: Eukaryota; Metazoa; Chordata; Chondrichthyes; Chimaeriformes; Callorhinchidae
Product: kalirin-like
Exons: 10
Biological process (GO): intracellular signal transduction; protein phosphorylation; positive regulation of apoptotic process
Cellular component (GO): nucleus
Molecular function (GO): protein binding; protein serine/threonine kinase activity; ATP binding
Source: RefSeq, a predicted model, not a curated record
CAUGCUGCACUAAAGGAGGCUAACAGUUCCGAGGAAUCCGAGUGUGAUGACCUUGAUCCUAAAACUAGCAUGGAGUUGCUAAAUCCAAAUUUUAUUCAUGAAGUUCCACCUGAAUUUCUUAUUCCCCUGGGAGAUUUAACGUGUGCAAUAGGAGAAACUGUCAUAUUACGUUGCAAAGUGUGUGGGCGACCAAAACCUACCAUUAGCUGGAAAGGUCCAGAUCAGAAUGUCCUCAUCAAUGACAGCCGCUACUCAAUAUCAUUCAGCGACUCAGGCGAGAUCAUGCUUAAAAUCUGUAACAUCAUGCCACAGGACAGUGGGAUUUACAGCUGUCUGGCAGUAAAUGAGACCGGAUCAGCAUCGUCUUCAGCUACAAUCAAAGUGCAGGGUGUGCCAGCAGCACCAGGUCGCCCUUUAGCCCAGGAGAGAAGCAGCAGCUCAGUCAUUCUCAGGUGGCUGCCUCCAGCCAGCACAGGAAACUGCACCAUCUCCAGCUACACUGUCCAAUACAGGGAAGAAGGAUCACUGUCAUGGCAGCAAUCUGUAGCAUCCACUUUGGACACCUACCUUGUGAUUGAGGACCUGAUUCCAGGCUGUCAGUACCAGUUCCGCGUCAGUGCAAGUAACCCCUGGGGAAUCAGCUCACCGAGUGAGCCAUCUGAUUUUGUUACACUCUCUUGUAGCAACGACUCAACAACUGAUGAUUCAAGAAUACCAUGGAAGGAUAACUUUGAAUCUGCUUACAUCGAGCUAUUCGAAAUUGGAAGGGGCCGCUUCUCUGUUGUGAAGAAGUGCACCCAAAGAUCAACCAAGAGGGAGGUGGCUGUCAAGUUCAUCAGCAAGAGAAUGAAAAAAAAGGAUCAAGUAGCUCAUGAAGCAGCAAUGUUACUGAACCUUCAGCACCCACAGUUCCCCACAAUAUAUGAUACAUACGAACUACCUACCACCUAUAUCUUAGUGCUUGAACUCUUAGAGAAUGGUCGCCUACUAGAAUUUCUGGUAAAUCAAGGGGAACAUUUGGAGGAAAGAGUUGCUUUUUACAUCCGGGAUACACUGGAAGCUCUUCAGUAUCUGCACAAUUGCCGGGUUGCUCAUUUGGACUUGAAGCCAGAAAACCUGCUGAUUGAUCUCCACACACCCGUGCCACGUGUCAAGCUCAUAGAUUUGGGGGACGCUGUUCAGAUCACAACCCAUUAUUAUGUCCAUCAAUUGCUGGGAAAUCCUGAAUUUGCAGCUCCUGAAGUUAUCCAAGGAUCCCCCGUUUCACUGAGCACAGACAUUUGGAGUGUUGGAGUCCUGACUUAUGUCAUGUUAAGUGGCGUGUCCCCUUUCCUGGAUGAGAGUAUAGAGGAAACUUGUCUGAAUAUUUGUCGACUGGAUUUUAGUUUCCCCGAUCAAUAUUUUCAGGGAGUCAGUGACGUUGCAAGAGACUUAAUAAGAGCUUUGCUUCAGGGAGACUUCCGAUGGAGACCCACAGCUGCCACUUGUUUGCAGAACCCUUGGCUCCAUCCUCACAAUGACAGCUACUCCAGAACUCCACUGGAUACCUCAAGAUUGGCUCUGUUUAUCGAGCGACGUAGACAUCAGAAUGACGUGCGUCCUGUCAGUAACUUGAAGACCUACUUACCAAGAAAUCUAGGAUCAAGGAUGUGAAACUUCAGAUGGAUGGUUUACAUCGGUGCCCUGUACUCAUUGAGUUACUAACGUGCUAAACAGACAAUGUACUGGUAUCAGUUGCUGGUGUAGUGAGACUGAGCACAAUUAGAAUAGAUUUAAAUUGGUGUACAUCAUUCUAGAAUAUUUUUGAAGCACCAUCUUCAAAGGCUUUCCGCAGAAAAUUUAAAUCUUUUAAAUUUCUGAGUGAUGAUAUGCAGUUUAACCCAUUGAGCACUGAAAUAUGUUUGUAGCUGUGAAAUAUAGGUUUGUAUUGUGUAUAGCGUGUGCAAAUUUGAAUCCCGGAAAAUUCUGCAAUGAAUCCCGAAAGGUGUUAGGCAAAAAAAUGUACAGAAUGAUGAGUACAGUAUUUUCUGAACAAAGC